AUGGGCUGCUCCCGGCGACGCACAGCUGCAGCGGCUGAUGUGGAGCGCUGCUGCCGGCGCAUCAUCGACGACAAGCCGGACGCCGUCGGUCUCGAUAUCGAGUGGAUCGCCACGUUCCGGCAGGGCGAGCCCCCGCGCCGCACAGCCCUCAUACAGCUCUGCUACCAACCCACGUCGCUGCGGGCCCCGAACGCGGCCCCGAGCGCGGGCGACCCGGCCGUGGUCGCGCUGCUCCACGUCGCGCACUCGGGCGUGCCGCCCGCGCUCCGCACGCUGCUGUGCGGCGGGGAGGGCCUGCCUCUCCGCGUGGGAGUGCGUGUGGUGAACGACAUGUGCAAACUCAAGCUCGACUUCCGUCUCGGGAAGAUCGAGGGGGUCGUGGACAGCGCGCAGGAGGCCAAGCGGCGCUGCGUGCGCGGCCACGAGGGGCUGUCGCUGGACGCGCUGUGCCAGCGGCUGCUGCAGCGGAGGCUCGCGAAGGACCCGCAGGUCAGGGUGUCGGACUGGGAGCAGCUGCCGCUGAGUGCGGUGCAGAAACAGUAUGCGGCGGUGGACGCGUACGCGAGCCUGGUGGUGUUCCGGGCGGUCAUGGCGUCGCCCGCCGCGCGGGCGAAGCUCGUGGACGCUACGUGGAGGAACGGAGCGGUCCAAUCAUAG
Pedinophyceae sp. YPF-701 is the source of this 657-nucleotide messenger RNA. The record is from the annotation of a GenBank genome assembly. NCBI's taxonomy places the organism in Eukaryota, Viridiplantae, Chlorophyta, Pedinophyceae.